GAGAUAAGAGUCCAGUCAGUUGGAGGCGAGCCGGCGACCAGAGAGCGCUAUCCCACCAAGGACGCACAUCGUCGUGUCAGCCGGCCCUCUGGCCCCCGGCCAUCACCGAGCCCGCGCCACUCGAUCGAAAAAGCCAAGAGAUGUGCCGAGCGCGGCCCUGCUGGCUGCCGACGGCGCUGCUGCUCCUCGCGGUCUUGGCGCUUUCGCGGCUCGAGUGCCAAGCCGCCGGCAACGAGUCCAAUAUCCUCCGACUGGGCAGGCCAAGAAGCACCGGGCCCACUAGACUCGAGCUGCCGCUCAAUGCGAGCGAUCCCGGGGCGUCGUCGCGGCCCCGUCACGAAUUCAGCCAGAACAAUCCGGAGCUGGACUGGAGGAGCCAGGUGCGGAAGGUCGCCGAGCUCGAGGAGAAGACAAGGCCCAAGGAGCUCGACCUCGACUUCAUGAAGGACAGACUAGAGAAGAACGCCAAUAGCAUCCAGUGGCUCGCCGACCUUUACGAUCCGCUGCGAUGGACGAAAAUACCCGGGGAUAUUAGCGACGAGUGCCGGGACGAUAUGACCCUCUUCUUGAACGACCUUAAGAGAGGGAAAUUGUGGGCUGCCAAGUUGUCGGACGCGAGCGGCCGCUACUCCUCCCAGUAUCACUUCGGAAACGGCUUCUGGCUGGGCUCGAGCACCUUGUGCCGGGAGCUCAAUGGCACCGAGGCCAGAGCCGGCCGCCCAUUCAACGACAGCCUCCCGUUCCACGUGCAGUUCUACGUCACGCGCAUGUUCUUCAUGCUGCCAAGCGACAUCGAGACCUCGACCAGACAGGUAUUCAUCGGAUUAUGUCUGCCGAGCUCGUGCGAUCAUUCGUCGGUCAAGUCGAUGUUAAGGGCCUGCGCCGACAGGGUCGAGCGUCAGGGCGAGGCGACUCAUCGAUCCGGCGAUCCGAAAAUCCACAUCGUCCAAGUAAGGCGCGUGCCGUCCAGCGACUACUCACCCUGGACUGAUCCAAAGUUCCACGUUCUCGCCGGCAUAAGCGGCGCAACGCUCCUCCUCAUGGUCUGCGCGACGAUCUACGAGCAACGGGGAGGCAUCACCGGCUCGAAACCGCGGCGCGACGUCGAGUCCCUCAGCGCCUCCAACAAUAAUGAGCGUCUGGCCGAGUACGCGGACAAGAAUCUCGUGGUCGAGGAGCUGCGCAUCGGCUGCGACGGCUCGCCCGCCCAAGACAACAGCAAGGAACUCAUCGAGAAGGCCAAGGGCUCCAAGUGCCUCUCCACCGAGACUGACAAGGCUGAUGCGCCCACGAUGGAAAAAGGGAUCCUGCUGAGCUGCCUCCUCGCCUUCAGCCCCAUCACCAACGGCAGCAAGAUCAUAAGCACCGAGCCCGCGACCAAGACCAGCCUCACGUGCCUGCAUGGACUCAGGGUCCUGUCGCUCGGCUGGGUAGUCAUGGUUCACACUUACCUCCAGGUCUUCUCCAUUGCAGAGAACAAGAUUUUGCGCACUGUCACCGAGAGGAACUUCAUGUUCCAGACGAUCAGCAACGCCACGUUCUCCGUCGACACGUUUUUCUUCAUCAGUGGUUUACUGGUGACUAUCCUGUUCUAUCGGUCGAUGGGAAGUUCGCCGGCCGAUAAGGACAACUUCGUCAAGGCGAGCACGAGCAAGUUCGUUAUCAUGAUCCUCUACAGAUUCGUUCGGCUCACGCCCUCCUACCUGUUCGUCCUCGGGAUCAACGUGAUCGCCAUGAAGUACGCCAUGUCUGUGACUGUCUUCUCGCCUCAGAUCAUCGAUCACAGCACGUGCGAGCAAUUCUGGUGGAGAAAUGCCCUCUACGUGAAUUCCCUUUAUCCUCGCACCGAAAUGUGCAUGCUGUGGAGCUGGUACAUGGCGAAUGACAUGCAGUUCUACGUCCUCGGAAUCUUCCUGCUGCUGCUCUCGGUGAGGCACUUCCGCGCGGUCGUGGGGGCCGUGCUGCUGCUGAUGGUUUCCUCCUGGUUCACCACCUUCUCGAUCGCCUACAGGAACGAUUACGUGGCUAGGAUUCAGGAACCCUUCGCCUUGUUCGACGAACUAUACGACAAACCUUGGCUGCGGGCCGGACCGUACUUUAUCGGCACAAUGACCGGUUAUGUUCUCUUCAAAACCAACUGCAGCAUCAAGAUUUCGCUGCUGUUCCGGACGAUCGGCUGGAUCGGCUCGUCUCUGAUAAUGUGCUCGCUGGUCUACGGCCUCUACCCGGAGAAUCUCAGCGUGACGGUGAGCUCGGUGUACGCGAGCCUCGGUCACACCGCCUGGGCCAUCGCCGUCAGUUUCAUCGUGAUCCAGUGCUGCACCGGGGCCGCGCCCCUCGUCGACAAACUCCUCUCCCUCAGGAUAAUCUAUCCCCUGUCGCGACUCACCUACUGCGCCUACCUCGUCCACCCGAUGAUCAUGAUGUUCACGUCCACGCAAAUGGACGGCCCGCUGCACCUACACAAUGGCAUUGUCCUCAUUGUGUACUUCGGAAACUUCGUCGCCUCCUACUUAAUGGCAUUUUGCAUAUCCGUAGCUUUCGAAGCGCCCAUCGUCAAUUUGCUUAAAUUAAUCCUAUCCCCGAAAAAGAGAGCGAGGUAAGGUGAAAGAGCCUUCCUAAAAUUCCUCGAGAGUAUUCAACAGAGUUGGUAUGCGAAAAUAUUUAAUGAACGUUGCGUACUACAUAACUUCGGAGCUGAAAAGGAUAAUUAUCGAUUCAUUAUCUUGAUUCUUCGGCCAUAAAUAUCGUAAAAAGAUCAGGAUAUCGUCGAAUUUAUAAACCAAAAAUAUCAGUAUUCGCUAGAGCAGAGUUCGCACUUUUAUGUUUUGUCAGGGAUAAUCGCAAACUUGUCAUUGGAUUGUCUGCGUGGAGAUUUUAGAUUUCAUAAUUUACCAAAAAGCUUUUAUCUCCAUUGCAAUAUGGACGCACCUGAACAAAAGAGACGAAAUUUAAAAGCUAAUACAAAAGGGCACGUCCGCGAGUAUCGUACGGAUGGAGACAAAAUUUUUUCCGCCCAAGCGCUCGUUUAUCUGUGUAUAAAUGCUCGCACUAGCGGAACUUAAAGCCGGUUCUGCAAUUGUUCUCGAAAUUAAAGUAUCGUUCACUAUUCAAGUUCAACCGAGUUAAAACGAUAAGAGUGAAAACACACGUUAAAAUGGUGAGA
This is a messenger RNA of Ceratosolen solmsi marchali, 3166 nucleotides long. Its product is annotated as nose resistant to fluoxetine protein 6. The transcript has 13 exons. The coding region runs from base 141 to 2603 and encodes 820 amino acids. The record is from RefSeq and is a predicted model, not a curated record. Lineage: Eukaryota; Metazoa; Arthropoda; Insecta; Hymenoptera; Agaonidae. Gene Ontology annotation, molecular function: acyltransferase activity, transferring groups other than amino-acyl groups.